Messenger RNA from Melitaea cinxia (Glanville fritillary), 957 nucleotides. RefSeq lists its product as uncharacterized. The transcript has 2 exons. NCBI's taxonomy places the organism in Eukaryota, Metazoa, Arthropoda, Insecta, Lepidoptera, Nymphalidae. The coding region runs from base 319 to 819 and encodes 166 amino acids. The record is from RefSeq and is a predicted model, not a curated record.
AGAAAUACAGUGGUAUUUCUUUAAAUUCUAUGUUAUCUAUGCCCGUUUAAGUUUUUAAAAUAGACAGAAAUGUCAAAUUAGACGUUUAUGAAAAUUAUAAUUUAAUUAUUUCAAAAUUAAAAGUAAAAUAGUUUAGAAAAUAAAGAAUAAUAUAAUAAUAACUGUGAAGGAGGGAAUAGUACACUUUUAUUGUCGUUUCUUUAUUUUCAGAGCAACACAACAUGAUUUUAUUUGUUCACCUUCAUAGUCCAUGAUAUAACUUUAUAAAACGACAAUUUUGUUUAUGAAGAACAUCGAGAUAAGAUAAUACAAUAUAAGAUGGAGAAAUUUUGUGUCGAGUUCAGCAUACUGCCGGCGAACGACGGAAAAGCAAAUAUUUUCUGUUUAACCUCAAUAGCUACGUGUAAUGAUAAAGUGUAUGCUAUACAAGAAGAGUAUCAAUCCGUUGUAUAUCACAAAGAACUAAUAAAAACACCAACUAUCACAAAGGUAAAAAACAGCUUAAAGAAAAGAUACCAGGUACGAAGAGUUUGGAUAACAAUGACAGAAGAACUUAAGAAAGUCUACUUAGAUGAGGAUGAUAAUUUGCUAUUUGAAAAUCAGUACUUAGAGGAAAUCAAAAAAGAACAGACUGCGGCUGUACAAAAUACAGAAGCGGGUGUAUUGGAGAAAUUGUUAGAAAAACUAGUUCAAAAUACACAGGAUACCAAACAACUAAAUUUGAAACAUAUUGCAGAAAGGUUUGUAAUUGAAAAAUUUACCAGCAAAAAUAUGAAUGCAAACCAACAGAUUGAUAUUUUUGAGAAAGAAUGCAUAUGAUUUGACGUGACCGAAGAUGAGAAAAAAAUUGAAAUACUUAGACUGUUCAUGGAUAAAAGUUGUGUAGUAAUUUUUGUUGUUAAUCACGUGAUUUAGUAAUGUAACUUUAACAAUAAAAAAACUUUAUUUUCAGAGCAA